CGGGCGUCGCCGCCGAGAGAGGAGCCGGGGAGGGGGUGGUCCUGUUGCGGGCUUUCUCAGCGUUGGCGAGGUGUGAGCGGAGCGGAGGGAGCGAGGCAAGGAGCAGCUCAGGAAGGUGUCGCCUGACCAGUGACCACCAACCCAAGGUCCCUCUGUCUGAGCAAGUUGUCCGGAGCGAGGGGCAACUCGCCGUGACCGAGGCAGAAAGAAUGGGAGGCAGGGAAGUCUGGCCGGCUCGUUGCCGGCUCCUCGCCCACGUCCUUCUCCUCUCCUUAGCCACUGUGAACGCUUCGAAGGUUUUGGAUGAAGUCUUGACUCCAGUGGAUGCGGAGCCGAACCUGAGUCACCAGAGAUACCCAGAAGAAUCUGAUGAUGAGGAUUUUGGAUGGUCUGCUGAGGGAAGCACUGAUAUUGAAGAGGGCAGCACACCAGGCAUACCCGGUGAAAUUCCAACUGCUAACAAAACAGUUUACUACCGCGUGCUGGUGAAUUUCACAAAUUCAAUCGUGUUCAAUCCACAACUGGAAGAUUUUGAGUCUGAAGCAUUCAGUGAAAUCUCUGAAGGAAUCAUCGACUCGCUUGAGUCUGAAUACCACAGGAUCUCAGGAGAUCAGUCAGUCACCGUGGUAUUGAUUAGAGAAGUGGAUCAUAAUGUAGUUGUGGAGCUGGAUGUGGGAUCUGACAGAAACAACAACGAUGCUGAGAUACGAGAGGUGGUUUACUCGGUUGUCAGAAGUGGUUCCAUCGGCCCGUACGAAACUACGGUUGAAGGCUUCUCAUUCCGGCACCUUGGACAAGCUGUGGAUCCUAGCUUUCGUCCGUGCUAUGCCGAUGAAUUUACCUGCAGAUCUGGCGAGUGUGUCCCCCUUGACUAUCGGUGUGACCUCCGAGCUGAUUGCAAUGACAUGUCUGAUGAAGACGACUGUGCCGAUCUAUUUAACGCAGUUACCACUUCUCCGACCAUCCAGCCAACUGAGGCAGAGACCACCACGACAGCAUUUGUCACCGCCAGGCAAAAACCUGUGCCCCAAGUUACUCCAGCGUCAGUGCAAAGGCCAGGACCAAUCACUCCUAAUGUUCUGAGACCCUGUCCGGUGGACAAGGCUGUGUGCCAGGAUGGCCAGUGUAUCCCCAGGGACUAUCUGUGCGACGGGGAAAGAGACUGCACGGAUGGCAGUGAUGAACUGGACUGUGGAACACAGUCACCAUGUGAGCCGAAUGAGUUCAAGUGUAAGAAUGGUCGAUGUGCCUUGAAGCUGUGGCGCUGCGACGGAGACAAUGAUUGCGGCGAUGAAUCUGAUGAAGAAUAUUGUCCCACCAAGGGGCCUGGAGAUAUGUGCGCCCCAGAGCAGUUUGUCUGUGUCUCCAACCGCUUGUGUAUCCCUGCCAGUUACCAGUGUGAUGAGGAGGCAGACUGCCCCGAUCGCUCCGACGAAUUUGGAUGCACCCCUCCUCAGGUGAUCACACCGCCCGAAGAAACAGUGAUGGUGAAGCGUGGUGCCACCGUGGUCCUGACCUGUGUGGCCGCCGGAGUCCCCACCCCCAUCAUCACUUGGAGACUGAACUGGGGUCACAUCCCUAUCACCAGCAGGGUUACCAUGACAAGUCAGAAUGGACAGGGAACGCUGGUCAUUCGAGACGUCAAGGAAUCUGACCAAGGCGCGUACACCUGUGAGGCUAUCAAUGCCAGGGGGAUGAUUUUCGCCAUACCUGAUGCACUACUGAUUUUGAAAUCCAACCCAGGACUCUGUCCAGAGGGACAAUUCAAUGUGGAAGGCACCCUGAGAUGCAUUCCCUGCUUCUGCUCUGGUCUCACGAAAAACUGUGUCCCCACAAGUCGCUACAGGAACCAGAUACGUCUGCGUUUCACAGAAGAAGACAAUUUUAUGGGAGUGAAUGUGACAGUGCCUGCACCAUCCCAGCCAUCGCUAUUUCCUCUCACCAACUCUCAGAUGAUCGUGGACCCAGAGAAAGGAGAAUUUCAACUGGUCGAUCUCUCAAGGCGGUUCCUCAACCAAGAGUCUUUCUGGAUUCUCCCAAAGCAGUUUUUGGGAAAUAAGGUCGAUUCCUACGGUGGUCACCUGCGUUACAAGGUUCGCUACAGUGUGCCGAGAGGGCAGGUAGAGCCCGAGGGCAAACUUGAUGUAAUUAUAACAGGCAACGGGAGAAAACUAGUCUACAAAGUGAAGAGACCUGCUUAUCCCAACGUCAUUAAUCAGAGGGAUAUAAUCUUCACUGAGGAGAAGUGGCAGCACGAGUCAGGAACUCCUGUGACCCGUGAGGAGCUCAUGAUGACAUUGGCUAAUCUGGACAGCAUUCUUAUCCAAACUAAGUAUGACAACAGGAUGGCCAGUGUGGGUCUCAGUGACAUCGUCAUGGAUACCACCAGCGUGGAGGUUACAAACCUGGGAAGACCACUGGUUGUUGAGGAGUGCAGAUGCCCUCAGAGUUACGUGGGUCUUUCAUGCGAGACCUGUGCCUCAGGGUUUAACCGUGUACUCAAUGGACAAUACCUUGGCGUGUGUGAUGGCUGCAGCUGCAAUGGUCAUGCAAGCACCUGCGACAAGGUUACAGGAUACUGCCUGAACUGCCAGCACAACACGGAAGGCCCACAGUGUGACAAGUGCAAAGCAGGGUUUUUUGGCAACCCCACAGGAGGGACUUCUGGCGACUGCAGGCCGUGUCCUUGCCCACAUACUAGCUCCAGCAGGAGAUUUUCGGACACUUGUUUCGUGGAUACGGACAAACGUCCCACCUGCGAUGCUUGCCGUAAGGGUUACAGUGGGCGACGCUGUGAAACUUGUGCGGCUGGCUACACGGGCGACCCAAUGAAACCAGGAGGGAAAUGUACGCCCACUGCGGGAGAAAUUACAACGUGCGACAGCAAAGGAACUGACACUACGAAACCAUCCGAUGGAUCUUGCGUGUGUAAGCCCAAUGUUGUCGGAAGAUUCUGUGCUGAAUGCUCAGCGGGAUCCUUCAAUCUCGAUGUGGACGGUUGCCUGAAAUGUUUCUGCAUGGGGAACAGCAAAGAGUGUGCCAGUUCAUCUUGGCACCGGGACCAGGUCCAGGCUGCUUUAGAUGAACAGGAAAGGGGUCUUUACAAGUUCACCAAUAUGGCAGACACACAUAGGAUCACUGAAGGAAUUCGGAUCAGUGCCUCGAAUGAGCUGAUAUUUACGAAUUUUGCCACUAUCCCUCGAGACAUCUACUAUUGGAUUCUACCCAAGAGAUUUAAAGGUGACAAGGUUACUUCUUACGGAGGGAAAAUGCAGUACACCAUCCUGCAGAAAUUCUCCCACGGUUCCUCAGUCGUCACUGGACUACCGGACGUCAUCCUACAAGGCAACAACAUCUUCUUGGAGCACUACACCAGGAGGCCAGAGCGCGGUGUACCCACCACCAUCACCAUUCACUUCAAAGAAACGGAAUGGCGCCGUGCGGAUGGCCAGCCUUCCACCAGAGAACACCUCCUGAUGGCUUUGGCUGAUAUUAACCUCUUCAUGAUCCGAGGGAGUUAUUCUGAAGGAGCAACUGAGAGCAGAAUUUCCCAGAUCCGUAUGGAUGUUGCCGUCCCACAUUCCACUGGACAAGGAAAAGCAGUUGAGGUUGAGGAAUGUGUUUGCCCUGAAGGUUACAAAGGAACAUCAUGCCAGGAAUGUGAUUUUGGGUACACACGUACCACAAGUGGCCUUUACCUGGGAAUCUGUGAACGCUGUGAAUGUAACGGCCACUCCAACUGUGAUGUAGACACAGGAGAAUGCCAGAAAUGCCAGCACAACACCCAAGGCCAGAAGUGUGAGCAGUGCAAGCUGGGUUUCUAUGGUGAUGCCAAGGGUGGAAAGCCAGAUGACUGUCAACCUUGCCCCUGCCCAGGAACCACCCCCUCAAAUCAAUUCACAGAGACGUGUUUCCUUGGAACAGAUGGAAAGCCAACUUGUAAUAAUUGCCCGAGUGGAUUCGGAGGCAGAAACUGUGAAAGAUGUGCUCCAGGAUACACUGGGAACCCCACAUAUGGACAGCGCUGCACCAUUGCAGGUCGUUGUACUUGUGAUUGGAGAGGCAGCAUUGAAACCCAAUGUGAUGCCAGUGGAAACUGCCGAUGCAAGCCCCACGUGGAAGGCCCGACUUGUGACUCUUGUAAAAGAGGCCACUUCUUCCUGAGCACGGAGAACAGAGAGGGGUGCCUGCCAUGUUUCUGCAUGGGAGUGACCCAGCAAUGCAGCAGCUCCCCGCACUACAGGCAACUGGUCGCCAGUCCAUUUGUUCCACCAAAUAACUUCCAGAACUUCUCCCUGGUGAGCCGCCAGCGCACGACACACAUCACCUCCGGAUUCACGGUGACGGUGAGAGAGGUCCAACCGCAGCUCUCCUUCGGACGUUUUGGGCAAUACACCCAGGAGUCCUACUACUGGCAGCUUCCAGAAGUCUUUCAAGGGGAUAAGGUGACAUCCUACGGUGGACGCCUUCGUUACACGCUGUCCUACGACUCGGGGUUCCGGGGAACUACAGUACCAGAUGCGGAUGUCCAGAUCAUUGGUAACGAUAUCACCUUGGUUACCUACCACGCUCACCAGCUGAGGCCAAGAGAGACCAUGAGCUUUGAAGUCACGUUCAAGGAGCAACUAUGGAAGCGUCCAGAUGGCCAGCCGGCCACCAGGGAGCAUCUACUGAUGGUCCUCGCUGACCUGGAUGAAGUGCUCAUCCGGGCCACCUACUCGACUGACAUGAUCUCUGCCAGCCUCUCUGAUGUGAGCAUGGAGAUCGCAGUGCCCUUCUACACCAGCCUGGGCCAGGCACAGGAGGUGGAAGAAUGCCAUUGCCCGCAGGGCUACCAUGGCUUGUCUUGUCAGGACUGUGCGCCUGGUUAUACGAGGACCAGCGGAGGCCUGUACCUGGGACACUGCGAGCGCUGUGAAUGCAACGGACACUCGGACGCCUGCCAUCCGGAGACUGGUGCUUGCUCGAACUGUUUACAUAACACUGCUGGGGAGUUCUGUGAUCAUUGCGCCCCCGGCCAUUACGGUGAUGCUACUGCAGGUUCUCCAGAGGAUUGCCAACCCUGUGCUUGCCCCCUGCCCAUCGCAGAAAACCAGUUUUCGCCCAUCUGUGAAAACAACGGAGCGGAUGGUUUCAGGUGUACAGCCUGUCUGCUUGGCUACACCGGGCAGCACUGCGAAUACUGUGCUCCUGGGUAUUCCGGAAAUCCAAGAAUUCCAGGACAGAGGUGUCUUCUCGUAGAUCGCAAUCCUUUUGUGGUCCGUGUUAUCCCUGAGAGAGCAGAGGUGGAACAAGGUGGCAGGGUGGUACUGAAAUGCCAGGUUAUUGGUCAAGCUCCAUUCUACUACUACUGGAGCAGAGCUGAUGGUCAGCCCUUGUCCAACCGUGUUCAGCAAAGGGCCCAAGGUGAAGAGCUUUUGAUCCAGGAAGUCAAACCAUCCGAUGCUGGAAUUUAUAUUUGUACAUGCCGAAAUAUGGAGAGCUCUAAUUCAAGUCGGGUUGAAGUCUUUGUGACUGCAACCCCAUUCAAAGCCAUAACUGUGACUGUAGAAGAGCCAAAGACACAGACUGUGAGAGCUGGCGUCACUGUCAAUUUUAUCUGCACAGCAAAGAGCCAGUCCCCAGCGUACACGUUGGUCUGGACCCGUCGACAUGGAGGCAAGUUGCCAAACACCGCAGUGGACUUCAAUGGAAUCUUGACCAUCCGUAACGUUCGUCCCGAGGAUGCCGGCAUCUACGCCUGCACAGGCUCCAACAUGUUUGCUAUGGACGAGGGGACCGCUGUUCUAACCGUACCAGCUUCUUCACAGGUCCAUUUUCGCACAUUUGAAACACCAGAAGGAUACAGACAAUCAUCAGCGCCUGUAGCCACUAUCGAGCCUCAAAUCCUUACAGUCAAACGGGGGCAGACGGCUGAAUUCCGAUGCACAGCGACUGGAAAUCCUCCUCCAACCUUGGAAUGGUUUGGGGGCCAAGGCAAUAUUAUUUCACCAAACGCAGUGAUUCAGGAUGGGCUUCUCCGCUUUGUCGCUACGGAGCAUUCCGAUGAAGCAGAGUAUUCUUGCAAAGCAUCAAACAGUGCUGGACACAACAUUGCCACAACAGUUCUCUACGUGCAAAGUGGCGGUAACCUGCCUCGUGUACAGGUCAGCCCGCAACGGAUAGAGGUUCCAGAGGGCGACACGGUGAGGUUGUACUGUCGGGCAGGAGGACAUCCUACGCCAACACUCACGUGGAAGAAACGGGGAGGAGAACUACCGCCCCAGGCUGUCUCCUUAUUUGGUUUCCUUCCAAUGGAAACUGUUGGCAGUGCUAAGAAUUUGGAGAGGCGCAUCCAAGAGUUACAGGCGAAGAUUGAACGAACUGAUAUUGGAACUCUGGUUAUCCCUUCGAUCACCACUGCCCAUUCCGGUGUCUACUUGUGUGUGGGAACCAACGCUGCUGGCUCCACAGAAGGUCGCAUAGAAGUGAUGGUCUUUGCCUCUCAAGGCUCUGUACCAGUGGUUAGAAUUCAGCCUUCGCCUGCCACUGUCAGAGAUGGAGAAACACUGGAGUUAUACUGCCAGGCAACUGGUGACCCUCAACCUGUGAUCACAUGGCGAAGGGCACGUGGUCGCCUGACCUCCAAUCACCAGAUUCAGGGACCGGUGCUGCGUAUCCGGCCGGCAACUCGGGCUGAAGCCGGGGAUUACAUCUGUCACGCGGAAAACAGCCUGGGAAUGCAGGAUAUGGCCGUGUCUGUUUCCAUCACGUCCGCUGUCUCACCAAGAAGAGCAGCCCCGACGGUCAACGUUUACUCCUCUCCCAGCACGGUAACAGAGGGAGAAUCGCUAGAAUUACACUGCCAGGUCACAGGUCAACCACAACCCAGGGUCACAUGGCACAGGAUGGGGGGCCCUCUGACCGCCAAUCACCAGGUGCAGGGUUCUGUGCUGCGCAUCCUUCACAUGAUGCCGGCUGACAUUGGAGACUACAUCUGCCGUGCCGAAAAUAUCCUUGGAAGGCGAGAGGUCAAAUUUUCCGUGUCGGUCACCGGAUCACCCUCACAGAGAAGCCCCCCGACUGUGCUGGUCCAUCCCUCUCCCACCUCGGUAACCGAGGGAGAAAUGGUGGAGUUGCACUGCCAGGUCACAGGUCAUCCGCCACCGCAGAUCACAUGGUACAGGACAGCCGGGCCUCUGACCACCAACCACCAGGUUGACGGUUCCGUGCUGCGCAUCCUUCAAGUGACUCCCGCUGACGUUGGCGAUUUCAUGUGCCGUGCCGAAAACGUCCUUGGAAUGCAAGAGAUCAAAUUCUCCGUCUUGAUCAUCUCAAUAUCCCAAAGUCGACCCCCGACUGUGCUGGUCCAUCCGACUCCCACCUCGGUAACCGAGGGAGAAAUGGUGGAGUUGCACUGCCAGGUCACAGGUCAACCGCAACCCCGGAUCACAUGGUACAGGACAGCCGGGCCUCUGACCACCAACCACCAGGUUGACGGUUCCGUGCUGCGCAUCCUUCACGCGAGUACCGCUGAUGUUGGCGAUUACGUCUGCCGUGCCGAAAACGUCCUCGGAAUGCAAGAGAUCCAAUUCACCGUCUUGAUUACUUCAAUAACCCAAAGUCGACCCCCGACUGUGCUGGUCCAUCCCUCUCCCACCUCAGUAACCGAGGGAGAAAUGGUGGAGUUGCACUGCCAGGUCACAGGUCAACCGCAACCCCGGAUCACAUGGUACAGGACAGCUGGGCCUCUGACCACCAACCACCAGGUCGACGGUUCCGUGCUGCGCAUCCUUCACGUGAGUCCUGCUGACGUUGGCGAUUACGUCUGCCGUGCCCAAAACGCCCUUGGAAUGCAAGAGAUCCAAUUCUCCGUCUUGAUCAUCUCAAUAUCCCAAAGUCGACCCCCGACUGUGCUAGUCCAUCCCUCUCCCAUCUCGGUAACCGAGGGAGAAAUGGUGGAGUUGCAGUGCCAGGUCGCAGGUCAACCGCAACCCAGGAUCACAUGGUCCAGGACAGCUGGGCCUCUGACCACCAACCACCAGGUUGACGGUUCUGUGCUGCGCAUCCUUCGUGUGACCUCUGCUGACGUUGGCGAUUUCAUCUGCCGUGCCGAAAACGUCCUUGGAAUGCAAGAGAUCAGAUUCUCCGUCUUGAUCACCUCAAUAUCCCAAAGUCGACCCCCGACUGUGCUGGUCCAUCCCUCUCCCACCUCAGUAACCGAGGGAGAAAUGGUGGAGUUGCAGUGCCAGGUCACAGGUCAACCGCAACCCCGGAUCACAUGGUCCAGGACAGCCGGGCCUCUGACCACCAACCACCAGGUUGACGGUUCCGUGCUGCGCAUCCUUCGUGUGACCUCUGCUGACGUUGGCGAUUUCAUCUGCCGUGCUGAAAACGUCCUUGGAAUGCAAGAGAUCAGAUUCUCCGUCUUGAUCACCUCAAUAUCCCAAAGUCGACCCCCGACCGUGCUGGUCCAUCCGACUCCCACCUCGGUAACCGAGGGAGAAAUGGUGGAGUUGCACUGCCAGGUCACAGGUCAACCACAACCCCGGAUCACAUGGUCCAGGACAGCCGGGCCUCUGACCACCAACCACCAGGUUGACGGUUCCGUGCUGCGCAUCCUUCGUGUGACCUCUGCUGACGUUGGCGAUUUCAUCUGCCGUGCUGAAAACGUCCUUGGAAUGCAAGAGAUCAGAUUCUCCGUCUUGAUCACCUCAAUAUCCCAAAGUCGACCCCCGACUGUGCUGGUCCAUCCGACUCCCACCUCGGUAACCGAGGGAGAAAUGGUGGAGUUGCACUGCCAGGUCACAGGUCAACCGCAACCCAGGAUCACAUGGUACAGGACAGCCGGGCCUCUGACCACCAACCACCAGGUUGACGGUUCCGUGCUGCGCAUCCUUCGUGUGACCUCUGCUGACGUUGGCGAUUUCAUCUGCCGUGCUGAAAACGUCCUUGGAAUGCAAGAGAUCAGAUUCUCCGUCUUGAUCACCUCAAUAUCCCAAAGUCGACCCCCGACUGUGCUGGUCCAUCCCACUCCCACCUCAGUAACCGAGGGAGAAAUGGUGGAGUUGCAGUGCCAGGUCACAGGUCAACCACAACCCAGGAUCACAUGGUACAGGACAGCCGGGCCUCUGACCACCAACCACCAGGUUGACGGUUCCGUGCUGCGCAUCCUUCGUGUGACCUCUGCUGACGUUGGCGAUUUCAUCUGCCGUGCCGAAAACGUCCUUGGAAUGCAAGAGAUCAGAUUCUCCGUCUUGAUCACCUCAAUAUCCCAAAGUCGACCCCCGACUGUGCUGGUCCAUCCCACUCCCACCUCGGUAACCGAGGGAGAAAUGGUGGAGUUGCACUGCCAGGUCACAGGUCAACCGCAACCCAGGAUCACUUGGUACAGGACAGACGGGCCUCUGACCACCAACCACCAGGUUGACGGUUCCGUGCUGCGCAUCCUUCGUGUGACCUCUGAUGACGUUGGCGAUUUCAUCUGCCGUGCCGUAAACUUCCUCGGAAUGCAAGAGAUCAGAUUCUCCGUCUUGAUCACCUCAAUAUCAGGAAGUAGGCCCCCGACUGUGCUGGUCCAUCCCUCUCCCACCUCGGUAACCGAGGGAGAAAUGGUGGAGUUGCAGUGCCAGGUCACAGGUCAACCGCAACCCCGGAUCACAUGGUACAGGACAGCCGGGCCUCUGACCACCAACCACCAGGUUGACGGUUCCGUGCUGCGCAUCCUUCACGUGACUACCGCUGACGCUGGUGAAUACGUCUGCCGUGCUGAAAACGCCCUUGGAUUGCAAGAGAUCACAUUCUCCGUCUUGAUCACUACAAUAGUAAACCGGCCUGGGACCCCACCCAAAGUGAGGGUUCAUUCCUCUCCCAGCUCGAUCACAGAGGGUGAAAUGCUGGAGUUGCGCUGCCUGGCGUCAGGACAACCAGAGCCCAGAGUCACAUGGUCCAAGGGAGCUGGCCAUCUAACAACCAAUCAUCAGGUUGACGGUCCCGUGCUGCGCAUCCUUCGCCUGGGUCCCGCGGACGCUGGCGAUUACAUCUGCCGUGCCGAAAACGUCCUGGGAAUGCAGGAGUUCAAAUUUUCCGUCUCGAUCGCAUCCACGGAACGAAUAUAUGAAGGUGUGCCAAUAGUGAGAGUGCAGCCCACUCCCACCUCAGUAACAGAGGGAGAUAUGCUGGAGUUACAUUGCCAGAUCACAGGACAUCCUCAACCCUUCUUCAGAUGGUACAAGAUGGGUGGAACCCUCACCGAGCGACACGAGACGCAGGGCUCUUUGCUGCGAAUCCUGGAAGUGACCCCUGAUGACAUGGGGGAUUAUGUCUGCCGUGCUGAGAACACGUAUGGAAUGGAGCAGCUGAUAUUCUCAGUGUCUGUCACCUCCAUGUCAUCCAGGAAGAAGUUACCUGUUAUCACCACCAGAUCCCAGGAUGUUACAGAAAUCGAAGGCGGUGACGUCGUCUUUCAGUGUCAAGUCACAGAGGGAGCUCGGCCGUUCCACAUCGUGUGGAAGACACCUCAUGAAAACCAACAAGACAACAUGAAGAUCAGUAGUGACGGCACCAUGAUAACAAUCACUAGAGUUCGUCAGGAGGACCAAGGCCAGUACAAAUGUAUAGCGCGGAAUCAAUUUGGAUCAGCAUUCAGCAUAAUGACUCUGAUUGUACAAGGACCGCCCACUGUGUCCGUCUCUCCCAGAGGUCCGGUAAGACUAGGUUUAGGUGAUUCCAUUACUCUGGAGUGUAUUGGAAUGGGAGAGCCUCGUCCGACAAUCAGCUGGCAUCGGUCUGGUGGCCGGCCAAGUAACAACGUGGGGAGAGAGCAGCCAAAGGAAGGCGAGCCCAUCCUGACAAUAUCCUCUGCCCGGCUGCAGGAUUCUGGAACCUACACCUGCAGGUCGAGAAAUAUGUUUGGCACAACAGAGGCGCAGGUGGAGGUCAUAGUCGACCGUUCACCCUCCACCCCUCAGACUCCUCAGGUCACUGCAGAAGAACCUUCAAUAACCACCACCGCAGGCCAGAUUGCUACCCUGCGCUGCUCAGCCACUGGUUAUCCCACUCCAAUUAUUCAAUGGUCUAAACUGCGGGCCCCGUUGCCAUGGCAGCAUAAGAUUGUUGAUGGAUCAUUGGUUAUCCCUAAUGUCGGACUACAGGAUUCGGGCCAGUACAUCUGUAAUGCCUCCAAUUCAGCUGGAUUCAAUGAGCUCUUCAUAAUGCUGGAUGUAGAAACCACACCGUACGCCACCUUCGAUGUGGAGACUGUCUCUGUGCGUGUGGGCGAGAUCGUCCGGUUACACUGCCUGUCCCAAGGAACCCCGCCGAUCACAUAUGAAUGGUCCAAAGUCAAUGGAACCUUACCAGACCGGGCUGUCAAACGCAAUGGAAUCCUGCAGAUUAACCUUGCCGUGGUGUCUGACUCGGGCCGGUACAAGUGUCUGGUGAAGAACAAAGUUGGUCAAAGUGAUGCUAUUGCAACAGUAAAUGUGAAAUCUCCCCCCGCAGUGCGAAUAUCACCACAGAUUGAGGUGAAAAAUAUCGGUGGCACUGUGGAAUUCACCUGCUCGGUUAUCGGUCACCCAACACCCAGGAUCGAGUGGUUGAAGGAAGGAGGACAUUUGCCACCAAAUCACAAAGUCUCCAAAGGAGUCUUGAGAAUUCAAAACAUACAGGAAGGAAAUGAAGGAGUUUACAUCUGCAGAGCAUUGAACCAAUUUGGGCAGGCACAGGACAGUGCCAAACUGGUCAUCCAAGCCCUACCCAUCGUCAUGAUAAAUGUGAGGACGUCUAUGCAGAUGGUGAUGGUCGGAGGCUCGGUGGAGUUCGAAUGUGAGGCCAUUGGGGAUCCACAGCCUUUUGUCAAGUGGAGUAAGGUGGAGAGCGAGCUACCUCCUGAGGUCAUGAUCAAGAAUGGAAUGCUGAAAUUUGAACACGUGAAGGAGUCUGAUGCUGGGCGUUACAGAUGCACGGCCACCAAUGAUGUGGGGUCUGUGCAGUCCGAGGUGGUUCUGUAUGUACAGACUGUUCCUAUGAUUGCCCCUCACCCAGAGCUGAAAGAAGUAGCAAUUGGAUCCACGGCCGUCUUCCCGUGUCUAGCCUCCGGGUUCCCAGUGCCAGAGGUCACCUGGAGUAAGCUGGAGGGAGAGCUCCCCCCUGGGGCCAAUGUCGAGAACAACGUGUUGACCAUACUGUCCGCUGCCCCCGAACACACUGGAACAUACGUCUGCACAGCCACAAAUGAGCAGGGAACCGAGACAGCCUACGCCAUGCUCCAAGUCCGAGAACGCAAGGUUCCGUACUUCACACAGACCCCCAUCUCCUACAUUGCCGUGCCCACCAUAAAGGAUGCCUACCACCAGUUUGAAAUCAAAAUAACAUUCCGUCCAGAUGCAGCUGACGGUAUGAUCAUUUACAAUGGCCAAAGAAAAAACACUGGAGCAGAUUUCAUCUCCUUUUCAUUAGUGGGAGGCCGACCUGAAUUCAGGUUUGAUGUGGGAUCUGGCAUGGCCACCAUCCGUCAUCCAAACCCCAUCUCCCUGGGAGAAUACCACACUGUGGUGUUGUAUCGGAACUUAACUCGGGGCUCCCUGUAUGUAGACGCCAACCUUCCUGUCAAUGGCAGUUCUCAGGGAAGUUUCCGGGGCCUGGAUUUGAAUGAAGAGCUGUACAUCGGAGGAUAUCCCAACUUUGAUAACAUUUCUAAAGUAACUGGAAGUAACAGUGGGUUUAUGGGUUGUAUCCGCCAACUCAUCAUUCAAGGCGAUGAGGUGAUCUUCUCAUCUCCAGACCUGAGAGCCAAGGGAAUAUCCAACUGCCCAGUCUGCAAAGACAAUCCUUGCAAGAAUGGAGGUCAAUGUUCGGACUCUAAGACCAGCAGCUAUGUGUGUCGGUGCAGGUCAGGGUUUACUGGCAGCAACUGUGAACAUUCACAGGCAUUGCACUGUCACCCAGAGGCUUGUGGGCCAGAUGCAACGUGUGUGAACAUACCGAACGGUCGUGGUUAUAACUGCCGCUGCCAUCUCGGAAAAAGUGGCCCAAAGUGUAUGGAUGGUGUGUUGAUUACAGCUCCUUCCUUCAGGGGAGGUGACUCCUUCGUGACAUAUCCACCACUGACGAACGUCCACAAUGAGUUGACGAUUGAGCUGGAAUUCAAACCUCGCGCACCCACCGGCCUCAUGUUCUACAGCAGUGGCAAGCGAAUGAAAAUGAUUGACUUCAUCUCAGUCGCCAUGCUCAAUGGGCACGUGGAAUUCCGCUACGAACUGGGAUCAGGACUAGCUAUUCUGCGGAGUGCCAAACCAGUAGCUCUCAACAAGUGGCACAAGUUGAGAGCACAUCGACAUGACAGGGCUGGAUCACUGACUGUUGACAAUGAGGAGGAGAUCCGAAAUGUCUCUCCGGGAAAAAGCCUGGGCCUUAACCUGCGAAGCCCGAUGUAUCUUGGUGGCGUGGCAAGAUCGGAAGUUCUUCCCAAGGCAAUCAACAUUACUGAGGGGAUUGAUGGCUGUAUUGCUAAGGUGCUAAUCAAUGGGAAGAAAGUGGAUAUCUCCUACACCUUUUCAGAGAGCCAGAACGUGGAUCAGUGUUAUGACAACUCGCCAUGUGACCGGGUCCCUUGUCUGCAUGGAGGAAGGUGUCUGAUGACUGGAGAGUAUGAAUAUCAGUGCAUCUGUACAAGUGACUAUCAGGGUGAACACUGCGAAAUCUCCCAGGAUAAAUGUUUACAGGGAAACCCCUGCAUGAAUGGCGGGACGUGUGAGAAGGGGCAGUGCUUGUGUCCCAUGGGAUACACUGGAUUAUACUGCGAGCUAGGAAUACCUGCCCCAGCACCAGAAUGGCACAUGGAGGGUAGUGCGGAUUCGCCUGUGCAGUAUGGAGCCUUCUUCCACAGUGGGGGUUAUAUCAUUUUACCAAAACAGAUGUUCCCAAGGAGUUCCCCAUCUGUCCCUGAAACCAUUGAAAUGGAGGUUCGCACAACCACGAGCGAUGGCCUCUUGCUUUGGCAGGGUGUGAAACAUGGAGAAAGCGGAAAAGGAAAAGACUACGUCUCUCUCGGUCUCCAGAAUGGGCACGUGCUCUUCAGUUACCAGUUGGGAAGUGGUGAAGCUAACAUUCUCUCAGAUGAUCCCAUCAACGACGGGGAAUGGCAUAAAAUAAUUGCUGUGCGUGAAGGCAAAAGAGGAUAUGCCCAACUGGAUGGAGAUGAGAUUGUGUACGGAGAGUCCAAAGGUGACAAGGUCAUGGUCAACACUGGUGGUAGCAUCUAUCUGGGUGGAGCUCCAGAGGUCAAAUACUUCACAGGGGGAAAGUUCACCUCUGGGAUUACUGGCUGCAUCAGGAAGGUGAUCCUUGUGAAUAAAAGGCCCGGCCAACAUCGAGUGCAGCCCGUCGACCUGCAGGUUCAUGCGGAGGGAGGGGUGAAUGCCGAAGAGUGUCAGUCGUAGGCACUCAGAUUCACCAAAGGCAAAGUAGAGACUUCUGGGGAAAGGUGCUUUGCUGCUAUUAAAUUGGAUUGUCUUGUGUUCUUUAAUGCAGUCCAUUUUAACCAAAAAAGAAAUCAUCGCAUCGUCAUCUAAUUGUAUUCUGUUGAAUGAAGGUUUCGACAAGUCAGAUUGAUUUAUUUUGUACUACAACAGCCAUACAAGAACGCCAGCAUUAUCCUUCGAGGCUGAUGAUCCUAUGGAUUUAGGUUGCUCUAGCACUGAAGGUUGGAAUGUAGGUGAACAAGAACAACUAGGAAUCUUUUUGCUACCACGGUCUCUGGGUUUUAAGGCACACUGGCCCAGGUUUGUCUCUACUUGAGUAGGCACAAUUCAUUUGUUUAAGGAAAAGGUUCACAAGUUGCAUAAAGUUUUGUGCUAAAAGUUUUGGAUGGCUGGUCAGGAUAGGAUCUUUAUCAUUGUCGAAGAUAUACAAAAAUCUGAAUUGGUACCAGUGUUUCAAGAGUUUAUUAUUGUGUGAAUUUCUGUCAGUUACAUCGGCAGUCAUUUCCUACACCUACGUAUCGCUGGCUUACCAAUUGUUCAGCAAUGCUGAAAUCCAAGUCUCUGCUUAAACUUGCCCCUGGAUUAUAUGGUGCGUGCAUUGGUAUAAAAUGGUGCAGAGGUACACAAGGGCUUCCAAAGAAACAAUGUCAGUGAAGGAUCGGGAUUUGGACGGGGGAGGGAGGAUCGGGAUGGAAAACUGUCAAAGAUGACAACACCUUAAGGAAAAAACUCAAGGUCACUAAAUAUUGUUCUAUAAGGUUAGCUUCCCAAUAGCAAUCCAGAAUUUGCAAGCCCAAAGUGAAAAACUAAAUACUUUUUAUUUGUUCAGUUAUGUGCUGUAAACAGGUACAAUGAUGGCUUUGGCACAAUUCGGAAUGGAUUGUGCCAGAGGCCUCUACUCCCAAAGGAACAAAACGUGGUCCUGUCUGCCUUAUCCUUCAGCCUUUUCCAGAGGCACUCUCUACAAGGACUUGGGAAUGAAGGAAUCCAGUAAAUAACCAAGUUUCAAUCAAUAAAUCUUUAAAGGGCAUUGUCUUAAGAAAUAUUGAGCUGACUGUCAGUUGUUCACAUGUACUGUGCAUUAACAUGUAGUUCAGACAUGGUUAAAGCUGUGACACAAGGCUGCACUGCAUCCAUUCCCAAGUACAAUGAACUCAAUGUCCUUCAACUCACAACUUAACAAUGCACUGAUUGUUUUUUCAUAUGUUAAUCACUUCCUUUAGUAGGCAAAUGGAAUUCCCAAAAGGGAAAAAUGGAUCUAGCAAAAUUAAAUCAUGUGAACCUUGUUCCUUUUACUUUGAGGUGUUGUUUCGUUGGUAGAAAGAAGCAAUCCUGCUCCCAAUAGACUUUACGGAUUUGAGUGUUUUGCAAGUGAGGUAAAUGCCAGGGUAAAUUUAGUGUGCAGAUACUAAAUGUUGAAUGGAGAGUGAUAUUUUUUAAACUGUUGGUAACAUAUGGCUAUAGGUAUAGCAAGGAAGCAGUAAACUUACAGGUAAGAUCAAGAAAGAAAACGUGACCUCUGGUACCAAUAUACCAUCCCCAAAUCAGCCACAAGGCUUCCGAUUCAGGUGCAAGAAUACAUUCAAACUGAAUGAAGGAUUAAAAUUUUAGUUUGAAAUGUGAAACACUCUUUGUGUUCCAAUUCUGAAUUAAUUGAUUAAUUAAUGAGCCAUCUUGUGAACCUUUUAUGAAAAAUGUUUGCUGGAGACAUAGCCAACUCAUUUUUAGAACAAAGUAAGAACACUCAUGCAUAGUCAAUGCUUUAAUAGAACUACUGACAUCUCUCUCUCUCUCUCUCUCUCUCUCCCUUUCUCUCUCUCUCUAAUUCUCUCUCUCUCUCUCUCUCUCUCAUUGAGCAUAGCCAGGGCAAUCGCACACACAACAUAUGUUAGUACUCUUAAUAUUUAUCUAUUCAUUUAUUAUAUGUACAGCAUCCUCGAACGUUAUUGUAAUAUUUGAUCAUUUUCUGUGUUUCUUUUAAUCAAAGACAUUCUCUUCCAUUAAUUGCAGUAUUAAUGAGAUCUGACUGCUCAGUGAGUCAGUAUUUCAGCUACCUAUUUAAUAGUAUGUUAUUAUAAAACUGAGCAGAUUUAUAACAACCAUUUGAUUUUGUGUUUGUGUGUGUGGAAAGCCUUAAAGAAUUAAUAAUCUUCCUCUUGUUAAAUAGACUAAUUUAUAUUAGCUUCAUUUUUGUUCACAUCAUUCUUUGUUAGCAGGAUACAUAUGGCUUCACAGUAGAAAGCUGCAGUAAUCAAUUUCAAAUCUGAAUUAGAAAGAUAUAUAUGAAGAAUGCCACUCCUAUAUACAUUCACUUAAGCACUAAUGCUGUGGACUACUAGAAUAAGUAGAAAAUGCAAUUCUGUUCCAUGGUUUUCUUAGAGAUAUAUCCUGGAGACUGAUCUCACCUGAUUCCCCCAAACCUUCUCGGACAGAAGCUAUGAUUUAUUUUCUAGUCCAUUUGGUGAGACGGGGCUGGAAAAUGGAUGGGUCGUGGAGAUAAAAAGGAACACAUACCCCUAGUCAAAAUCAUGCUUCAAAGAUCAAUGGAAGUCUUUCUUUGUUGGCAUUUGGUACUGGCUGGUUCCAGAGUUAAAACAGCGAGAUAAUAGAAUCUUUCAACAAUUGUUAGUUGUCCUACAGUCUGUUACAGGGGGAAGAGCUUGUAUCUCCUUAAACAUUGUUACAUCGACAUUUAGAAUGCAGCUUCUAAAGAUUUUAAGCAUUUUGUUUAGCCAUAUAUCGUUAAUUUGAUUUCCAAGUACCACUGGUUAAGUAUACAGUGAAGCAGCCAGAUGGAUAAGCAGAUGGAUAAGAUUGUGUAACUAUCUGUGAAACAAUAGGGUGCUCUUGGUGUGUUGGGAAAUAUAAUUUACUUUCAACACUUGGUCCCAGUUAAACUGAUACAAUAAUUUUAUUCUUUAUCACUGUGCUACAAACCAAAAACUUGUAGGCGGACUGACUGCAAGCGGCAAACUAAUAUAUUGUAGAAACAAAGAACUGCAGAUGCUAGUGUACAAAAGAAAAACAAAGAGUGCUGGAGUAGCUCAGCGGGUCAGGCAGUAUCUCAGGAGAACAUGGAUAGGUGACGUUUCGUGACCUUUAGUCUGAAGAAGGGUCCCAACUUGAAAUGGCAUCUAUCCAUGUUCUCCCGAGAUGCUGCCUGACCUGCUGAGCUACUCCAGCACUCUGUGUCUUCUUCUGAACUAAUAUAUUGUGUGCUGUGCCUGCAUUCAGUCUAUGUCAUUGAACAUUAAUGAGGGGAAAAUGUGAAUGGAGCAGAUAAAGUAUGAGACCCUAAUCAGACUGAUUCCUUUUGUCUUUUUAAAUAGGGAAAUUGGUGCAUUCAUCACCUACCAAAACAUUCACUGGCAGAACUAAAGAGAUCUUCUAACAACCUGGCUAGCCACAUUCACAUACUGUAUGUAAUAUUAACCCACUAAAGAACUUUAUUUUUUAUAAAGAAUAAAGGCCUUGCAAUGUAGAUUGUUACACAAACUAUGUCCAUUUGGAGGUGAUUCAGUGACCUGGGCAAUGGGAAGUAAGGAUAUGACUGAAUUAUUAAGAUGCUGAUCUUUUUUACUGCUUUCAGGGUUAAAACAGUGUCUUUGCUUCCAGACUUUUUUUUUAACUUCAGUUAGUGUGAAUUUUAUUAAAUAAUAAUAUACAUGUGUGGGCAAUGAAAACCCAGUUGGUGGUCCAGUUGCAAAAUAUAUUUAACAAUGCCUCUAUCAAAGGCAGGGACUACUGCGGAGUUGCUAAUUAACACAAACUAGACAUAUGCACUCAUACUGAGGGCAAGAUUAAAGACAGAGAAGAGGGGUUUAGUGUAGAUGGGUGCAUAAUUGUCAGUGCAGACACAGUAGACUCUGCUUCUAUGGUAUAUGACAAUGACUCUAUGACCAUCCCAAUAGUGUUAGGUGACAUCACUGAUUGAGUCGCUAUUUGUGUUUUCACCUCUGCUGUACAAAGCAGUUGUGUUUAAGAGCUUGGGGUGUCCCAAAAGAGAGAACUUUGACGUGACCCUGAAUAUGACUUUUUUCUGGACUCAAAAUUGUAGGCCUCAAGAUUAUAAAAACUAUUGAAAGAGCAUUUUGAGAAAAUAAAUUUGUUAAAAUUUGGCAAUUUAAAUAUUUCAGUUUUGAUUCCACUAUAACUUGAUCUCCAAUCCAAAUUGCUCUACAAUGAUUGUGCAGGUGGUGGCUUUCCCCAUGGUUUUCUCAAGAUCCCUCCAAGCCAAACUUGGUAUCUGCUUGGUCUUCCCUCAUAAUGUGCUAUGAUCCUGGUGCCCAUCAACAGGUGUAAUAUAGUAUGGAUGCAUUGUUUGUGAAACCGCACCAUCUACUAUCAUGACCUCAAAUACAAAUUGGUAGAUUCUCCAGACUUGAACAUUACCUCAAGCACUUAGGCCAACUUGCUAGUACAACCCCAUCACCCUCAGUAAUUUUCCCUGUAACGUACUAUCUCUGCAUUCUCAGUAAUUCUAACACCCGCCCACACAUUAGGGACUUCUUCUUCUUCUUCUUAUCGAGUCCACACACAAGAUUAGAAGUUGUUCAGCCAGAGCUGAACGCACUUCUCGGCAUCUGCAUACAAUGGUGUCUCUGUUAUCGCUUGUGUGUGGUGGUGGAAACAGGGCCGCGAUGUGAACGCUCUUUCCUCAACCUCACAUUAGGGACAAUUUACAGUGACCAAGUAAUCCACCAACUCGUGCAUCUUUGGGAUGUUGGAAGAAACCAGAGCUCUGGAGGAAAUUCCCAGGCAGGUCCAAACUCCAUGCAGACAGCACCAGAAGUCAGGAUUGAACCUGGGUCACUGGAGAUGUGAGGCAAUGACUCCACUCGUUGUAACACCAUUCCACCCUAUGCAAGUGGAACUAAAGUAGUCAGUGCUUUCUUAUGCAUGCGAGAUGAGAACAGGCAAAGAAGAGAAUGGUAGAGUUUAGCUUUCUCUACCUUUGAUUAGGUCACUCAAUGUUCUGUUGUUCUGUUCCAGCUAAUAGCAGAGCAAGCAGUAUUCCAGGUAAAGUUGGUUUGAAAGCAGGUGGAGCAUCGUGAGAUGUAUGGUUUUUAGCAAUAAUGGUCCUUGCCUUUAACCUUAACAUUUGCCCUUCCCUGAUUUAUUUUUCUUCAACAUAUUUCACUUCUAUUUAUUUCUGCUUUUUAUUUUGCAACAAUUGCGAUUCUAAUGUUGGACCUACCAAUCUGCUGUGAACAUGGCUCAUUCCAAGAUAAUCAGUCAGCUUCAGUUUAUAUCCAGAUCUUUCCCGAAUCACAGGUUGUUAUUUUUGGACCAUUGCAUUACAUUACAAAACUCCUACCUCAGUCACUGUGGCAAGAGAACACAGGAUCUGUAUAAGGUGCUAACAGACAUGACUUAUGUCACCUUUCAGGUAUUCGUCUGAGGUAUCCCAUUUUACCAAGGCUCAGUUACUUGUCAGUUUAAAGGUGUUAAGAAAUCAUUGCAUCCGGGGCUUUUUUAAACAGGAAAAGCCUUAGUAGAAGAGAUUCGCUUUGGAGUACAAUGAAAAAUAGGAUGAGGAAACGGUGGCAGCCGCAGCGAAUAAACCAUAAGCUAUUUCUUUUCUUACAGCAUGACAUUUUUCUAUUGCAUCAGGAAAAAAUUAACAGGAAUAAAGUGUAGCACAUCUGUACACAGCUGUCACAGAGGGGUUGUAACAGUCUGGGUGGCAGGGCCUGGGGUGCAAGGUAACUGAAAUAGAGUUCCAGUGGAUAUUGUGUUUACCAAAUCAGAACUGUUUUAAGACUGUUUAAAAUAGUCUAGGCAACCAUGUAUCAAAGAUGCCAAUUGUCUGGUGCUUGCGCAGGUUCCUUGGGAUUCCAUUUGAACCUACCAUUGCUGUAUGUGUUCAAUGCAUUUUAUUUAAACAAUAAAAGCUUUUUAAUUCACUGGA
Leucoraja erinaceus (little skate) is the source of this 20373-nucleotide messenger RNA. RefSeq names its product heparan sulfate proteoglycan 2 (gene hspg2). The transcript has 107 exons. Gene Ontology annotation, cellular component: cell-cell junction. The record is from RefSeq and is a predicted model, not a curated record. Gene Ontology annotation, biological process: cell-cell adhesion. Lineage: Eukaryota; Metazoa; Chordata; Chondrichthyes; Rajiformes; Rajidae. Gene Ontology annotation, molecular function: calcium ion binding; cell adhesion molecule binding. The coding region runs from base 210 to 14420 and encodes 4736 amino acids.